CUUCACCAUCUAGAGAGAACUUUUCAAAACAGAGUGAAUUGAUCAAAAUCAGACUCGAAGUCUAGAAGAAUAAUUAUACAAAAUUUCAACCUCAAAAGAUCACACAUAUUUUCAAUAAAUCAACCUAUACUUGGAUCAAUAACCAAUAAAGGUUUCGAUAAAUUAAGCUAUGAAGCUUGUUUGAUGGAGGACAAUAAAGCCAACAUAAUAGCCGUUUCAUCGGUUGUGUUUCUCAUCAUUGUAAUCAUCAUCACCCGUGUGAUUCUUGAUCUGUCAAAAACAUUUUUUCUCAUUGUUGGAGCGGCUGUUGCGGCCAUUCUUGCAGUCAUUUUGUUGUAUAUCGUCAGAAGACAUCUCCAUAAAAGGCGCAGGGUGAUGGAAACAAGACUUGCAUCAGAAGGAAAAGAACUCAGGAUUGAAUAUAGCUUCCUUCGAAAAAUAGCCGGUCUUCCUACAAAGUUUCGAUACGUAGAACUUGAAGAAGCUACUGAUUGUUGGAAGUGUUUAGUUGGCAAAGGAGCAUCUGCUUGUGUUUACAAAGGGCUGAUGAAAGAUGGGACGGAAGUCGCCGUUAAAAGGAUCCAACGGGAAGAAGAAGAAAGAGGAGAGAAGGAGUUCAGAUCCGAGAUUGCGGCCAUUGCUAGUGUUCAACACGUUAACCUGGUUCGUUUAUAUGGUUAUUGCAUACACAACAAGUUACGGUUUCUUGUGUAUGAAUUCAUUCCAAAUGGGUCUUUAGCCGAUUGGAUCUUCUCACCGGGGGCGAGGAACAAAGACGACAAAGUCUCUGCUAGUGGGUGCUUGUCGUGGGAUCUAAGAUCCGCUGUUGCAUUAGAUGUUGCCAAAGCUUUGGCAUAUUUGCAUCAUGAUUGUCGGUCAAGAGUUCUUCACCUUGACGUGAAACCCGAGAACAUACUUCUAGAUGAAAACCACCGUGCCAUCGUGUCGGAUUUUGGUUUAUCAAAGCUAAUGACACGAGAUCAGAGUCGAGUUCUAACAACAUUGCGUGGGACGAAAGGCUAUCUAGCGCCCGAAUGGCUGUUAGAGCUUGGAGUAACAGACAAGUCUGAUGUUUUUAGCUAUGGAAUGGUGUUGUUGGAGCUCAUCGGUGGGAGAAGGAAUGUGACCGUCAUAGACACCGGUGGAGGCAGUGACCGGUCAAAGAGAAAGUUUCAAUAUUUUCCAAAAAUUGUGACCGAAAAGCUCAAAUCAGGACGGAUCAUGGAGGUGGUUGACCGACGGCUUUUGGAUCUUGGAGGUAUUGAUGAAAAAGAAGUGAAAAAGUUGGUAUUCGUGGCGUUAUGGUGCAUACAAGAAAAGGUACGACGGAGGCCGACAAUGUUGGAGGUGGUGAAGUGGUUGGAAGGGCAGCUCGCCGUUGGUGAGCCACCUGAGACACAAAUGAUAAUCGUUGAUCUUUUAUCGAUCGAAGAUAAUGAUGAAGACGGAAAUGAAGGGCAGAAUUGUAAUAUUAAAAAGAAGCCAAAGGUUGUGGCAAGAGUAGCAUCCGAAUUGAAUGGUUCUUUGCCAACUAGUUCUUUGUCUUCAAAAUCGUUUUCAUAUUCAAUGUCAAUUGUUUCGCCUAGAUAGAUACAUGUGUUUUAAUAUGUAUCAGGAAAAUUCAAAUAGUUGAUAUGUUAUUGAAAACACUCUUAUUUUUUUGAAA
Messenger RNA from Erigeron canadensis, 1666 nucleotides. RefSeq names its product probable receptor-like protein kinase At5g20050. NCBI's taxonomy places the organism in Eukaryota, Viridiplantae, Streptophyta, Magnoliopsida, Asterales, Asteraceae. The transcript has 2 exons. Gene Ontology annotation, molecular function: ATP binding; protein kinase activity. The record is from RefSeq and is a predicted model, not a curated record. Gene Ontology annotation, biological process: protein phosphorylation. The coding region runs from base 184 to 1590 and encodes 468 amino acids.